Aspergillus saccharolyticus JOP 1030-1 is the source of this 624-nucleotide messenger RNA. RefSeq lists its product as uncharacterized. Lineage: Eukaryota; Fungi; Ascomycota; Eurotiomycetes; Eurotiales; Aspergillaceae. Bases 1 to 624 code for a protein of 207 amino acids. The record is from RefSeq and is a predicted model, not a curated record. The transcript has a single exon.
AUGGCGCCCUGGCACAUCACUAACGCUACCACCCCUCUCCCAUCCCCAGACACUCUGUCUUCGGCGUUUUCGCUGCGCGCUCCGCCCGGAACGGACCUGUGGGACAGUCCUCCGGAUACAUGCAUCUUCACGGCGCCCCUCGUCUACCAGGCCAUGCCCCUGGCGGCCUUCAAACGGGCCCAGGUCACCAUCACGGGCGACCUGCACGCGCCCUACGCGCAGGCCGGACUGGCGCUGGUGUGGGGUGGGUCUGACGGUCGUCGCCGAUGGGUCAAGACCGGAAUGGAAUGCCUGGCCGGUCGUCAGGUUGUGGCGACGGUGGGCAAGGAUCGGUGGCCGGACUGCAGCGUUGGAGGAGUGGUCCCUCGUGUCGAGGCCAGCAAGCAGGUGACCUUGGAGGUUGUGCGGCAGGGGUUCAGCCUGGAAAUCUUCCAGCUGCAUCGCACGCAGCAUGGGGAGUGGCAGAGGACUAUCCUGCGGGAGUUGACGUGGGUGUUUGCGGCGCAGGGGGGGGAGAGGGAGGGGUGCUGGGCGGGCGUCUACGUUGCCAACCCCUCGAGUGAGGCACCGGAGUUUGAGGUGCGGUUUGAAGGGCUGGUCCUCGAGCAGACAGAGAAUAACUAG